UGUCUGCUGAAGAAUUGAAAUAUACCCCGUACCAGGCCAGGAGUGAGGGACGUUGACUUUGUUUAGUUUGUGCGUUUGUUCACAUAUACCGAUAUGAAGUUGUAACAGAGCUGAAAACAGCGAACCAGUAAGAAGAUUAGGGAGAUACGGGUAGCGUACAGCGUCGACUAUUUACACAUACCGUACACACCACCUGACCUCGCGCAUCUGUUAUGACGGACGGGCAGGACAAAGUUCGAAGACUACAUUUAACACGCUGGUUUUCUUAUACAGACUGGAUGUUGGUAGUUGAUGCGACAGUGAGUUAGAUGCUCAAGAAGACGAUGGAUUGUUUUGGACACGGUGGUGGAGCUAUGGUGGGGGCUGCCACUGCACUGACUGCAGCAGCCGCCACAUACUACCUGGCUACUCGGGCAGAACCAAUGGUCACUUCUGUCGACCUACAGAACCAGUCGCUUAUAAUGAAGGACGGCUCAAGAUGUUCCCAUUUUAUGAAGGAUGGAAAACAAAUGGAAGUGCUGUAUGAAGAUGUUAAAACUACAUAUGACUGUUUCCAAAGAGGACUUCGAGUGUCGAACAAUGGGCCGUGCUUGGGAGCAAGGACUGGUCCGUCUAAGGAGUACGAAUGGCUGUCAUACCAACAGGUGUACGACCGAGCGAUCGCCUUUGGGUCGGGACUGCUAGAUGUGGGAUUACGGGCAAGCAAUGACGAAUUCGUGGGGUUUUAUAGCAUGAACAGGAUUGAGUAUGUGGUGGCAGAGCAGGCGAGCAUCAUGUUCUCCAUGGUUUCUGUUCCCCUCUAUGAUACCCUUGGUACCACAGCGUGCAGCUUUAUCAUUAACCAGAUUGGUAUUACCCAUGUGGUAUGUGACAAGGCAGAAAAGGCGAAUACACUUCUGGUCAGUGUAGAGAAAACCCCGAGUCUCAAGUGUAUCAUUCUGAUAGAGGAGCUGACAGCGGACCUGGUGGAACAAGCUGCUGCAGCUAACAUCGACAUCAAAGAAUUCAGUGCCAUAGAGAAACUUGGACAGACGAAACUACAAGAACCUAAGCCUCCCCUUCCCAAAGACUUGGCAACUGUUUGCUACACAAGUGGAACUACAGGUGAUCCUAAAGGUGUAAUGCUUUCACACCAAAAUCUGAUCAGCAACAUGUCAGCUGUGGCGUAUACAGCACUGAAAGGUGUGACUGUGACACCACAGGACGUACAUUUAUCCUACCUUCCAAUGGCACAUGUGUUUGAGAGGGGCAUGCAGAUUGUAUCAUUUAUGCACGGUGCUCAAGUCGGAUUCUCGAGGGGCGAUGUGAAAUUGCUUACAGAGGACCUCCAAGCCCUAAAACCAACAAUAUUCAUCACUGUACCACGGCUUCUCAACCGCAUUUACGACAAGAUAUUGUUAAGUGUUCAGGGAAGUAAACUCAAAUCAACAUUGCUUAACUUGGCGCUGUAUGCAAAAACUAGUGAAAUAAAAAGAGGUGUGGUUAGGAGGGACAGCAUAUGGGAUCAGCUGGUAUUUAAAAAGGUCCAGCAAACUGUUGGAGGCCGAGUGAAGAUAAUCAUCACUGGCUCAGCUCCACUUGGAAGCAAGGUUUUAGACUUUGUGAGGGCGUCAUUUGGAUGUUUGGUAUUAGAAGGAUAUGGACAGACUGAGGCAGCAGCUGGAAUUACAUUUAAUGUGCCAGGGGAGACUGAAGCAGGUCAUGUUGGUUGUCCGUUGCCAUGUAACUUGGUCAAAGUUGUCGAUGUUCCGGAGAUGGACUACUUUGCUGCUGACGGAAAAGGAGAAAUUUGUGCGAAAGGAGACAACGUGUUUGUUGGCUACUACAAAAAUCCAGAGAAGACGGCAGAAACUAUGGACGCAGAUGGGUGGCUCCACACAGGAGACAUCGGUGAAUGGCUGCCUAAUGGAGCUUUACGGAUCAUUGACAGAAAGAAAAAUAUAUUCAAAUUAGCACAGGGUGAAUACGUGGCAGCAGAGAAGAUUGAAAAUGUAUACAUGAGGAGUGAAUACGUCGCACAGGCGUUUGUUGAAGGGGAUAGUUUAAAACCAUACUUGAUGGGUGUAAUCGUGCCAGACAUUGAAGUUGUACCUGCUUGGGCCGCAAAAGAAGGCCUACCUACAAACAUGGAAGAGCUUUGUAGCUGUCAGGAACUGAAAGAUGUGAUACUACAAGAUAUAACCAAUGUCGGUAAAUCCAUGGGACUGAAAUCUUUUGAGCAGGUAAAAGAUAUCCAUCUUCAUCCGGAACCAUUUUCAAUGGACAACAACUUACUCACGCCAACUUUCAAAAACAAGAGACCAAAUCUGCGGAAAUUCUUCAAGUCCGAGAUCACACAACUGUAUGAAAAACAUGAAACCACAUCGUGAAGACGUUUCAAUAUGCUACCAAAAAGUAUUAAAGUUGAACUUACUAUUCAGAGAGGUGCUGUAAACAAUGGGUCUACUUCGUUUCAUUAAAUCGUGUAUAUUGUUAAACAAUAUCAACGAUCUUCAGAUUGAGCUUAUCAGUUUCUGCUGACGUUUUACUAAGGCAUUAAUAAUGAAUAAAUGUGGCUUUUG
Pecten maximus is the source of this 2561-nucleotide messenger RNA. RefSeq names its product long-chain-fatty-acid--CoA ligase 1-like. The transcript has 22 exons. The record is from RefSeq and is a predicted model, not a curated record. NCBI's taxonomy places the organism in Eukaryota, Metazoa, Mollusca, Bivalvia, Pectinida, Pectinidae. Gene Ontology annotation, biological process: long-chain fatty acid metabolic process. The coding region runs from base 309 to 2369 and encodes 686 amino acids. Gene Ontology annotation, molecular function: long-chain fatty acid-CoA ligase activity. Gene Ontology annotation, cellular component: membrane; endoplasmic reticulum.